AUGGACAAAGGUCUUCACUUCAUGUUCUGUGUGAUUACAACCAUGCUGCUCCUGAGAGAAUCAAGCCAGACAGGAACUGCAAGGAAUGAUGAUGCUGUGGGUAAGGGCGCUGACUCAAGGGGACGAGAAGAGGGUCUUCCAACUUUGACUGUCACAACAAUCCUGGAAGAUCCUUAUGUCAUGGUGAGAAGUGCAGAACUGGAGGGAUACUGCAUUGAUUUGCUGAAAGCACUGGCUGCGAUGCUUCACUUCAGCUACAAGGUGAAGGUGGUAGGAGAUGGGCAGUACGGUGCCGUCUCUUCCAAUGGGAACUGGACAGGGAUGAUUGGCGAGAUUUUGAGACAGGAAGCAGACAUUGCAGUGGCUCCAUUGACAGUCACGUCAGCAAGGGAAGAGGUGGUCUCCUUCACCACACCGUUCCUGCAGACUGGGAUUGGAAUCUUGCUUCGAAAAGACACUGUCUCUCAGGAGAUGUCUUUCUUCCACUUCCUGGCUCCUUUCAGUAAGGAGACCUGGACUGGCCUUUUAUUUGCUUAUGUGCUGACGUGCUUCUGCCUCUUUCUUGUUGCCAGACUGAGCCCCUGUGAAUGGAAUGAGCCAAAGAACGAAGAGAACCACUUUACCUUCUUAAAUAGCCUCUGGUUUGGAGCAGGAGCGCUUGCCCUGCAAGGUGUCACCCCCCGGCCCAAAGCGCUCUCUGUGCGGGUCAUCGCUGCCGUCUGGUGGCUGUUCACCAUCGCCUUGCUGGCUGCCUACAUCGCCAACUUCACCGCGCUGCUGAGCUCUGGCAGCGAGCAGCUCCCAAUCCAGACUUUUGAAGAUCUUGUGAAGCAAAGAAAGCUUGAGUUUGGGACACUGGAUGGCUCCUCUACUUUCUACUUCUUCAAGAACUCCAAGAAUCCUAUCCAUCAGAUGAUAUAUGAAUAUAUGGACAAGAGACGAGACCACGUUUUAGUCAAAACUUACCAGGAAGCAGUUCAACGUGUGAUGGAAUCAAACUACGCCUUCAUCGGUGAAUCAAUCUCUCAAGACCUUGCAGCUGCCAGGCACUGCAAUUUGAUCAGGGCUCCUGAAGUUAUCGGAGCCAGAGGAUUUGGCAUUGCCACUACCCAAGCAUCCCUGUGGACUAAGAAGCUCUCCAUUGCUGUCCUCAAGCUGCGUGAAUCAGGUGAUCUUGACUACUUGCGAAACAAGUGGUGGGAGACCAGUUGCCUUCACAAGAGUAGAGACAGAUGGAGUCCGCUGCAGCCCCAGGCUCUGGGUGGGCUCUUCCUUACUCUUGCAAUUGGCCUUGCACUGGGAGUGAUUGCAGCUGUGGUGGAGCUGUCAAAUAAGAGCAGACAUGCUGCUGGACAUGUAAAGAAAUCUUGUUGCUCCGUUUUCACAGAAGAAAUGUGCACUCGUCUACGUAUAAAGGAAAACACAAGACAAAGCCAGGAGACUUCAGGGAGGGCUAACGCUUAAGAAUUUUUUUG
Pygoscelis adeliae (Adelie penguin) is the source of this 1475-nucleotide messenger RNA. RefSeq names its product probable glutamate receptor. Lineage: Eukaryota; Metazoa; Chordata; Aves; Sphenisciformes; Spheniscidae. Gene Ontology annotation, biological process: synaptic transmission, glutamatergic; modulation of chemical synaptic transmission; monoatomic ion transport. The record is from RefSeq and is a predicted model, not a curated record. Gene Ontology annotation, cellular component: dendritic spine; plasma membrane; postsynaptic membrane. Gene Ontology annotation, molecular function: AMPA glutamate receptor activity; transmitter-gated monoatomic ion channel activity involved in regulation of postsynaptic membrane potential. The transcript is spliced from 10 exons. The coding region runs from base 1 to 1464 and encodes 487 amino acids.